Molecule: messenger RNA, 184 nt
Organism: Amoebophrya sp. A120
Lineage: Eukaryota; Dinophyceae; Syndiniales; Amoebophryaceae
Source: the annotation of a GenBank genome assembly
UGACAAUGGUACUACUGCAGGAGCUACGAAUGGAGCAUUUCUAGAUCAUGCUGCGUCAGAUGAAGCAGCGGCUGCUCCUGCUGCGUCGCCUCGUGACAGUUUUUCAUCUUUUGAUGACGACAAUGCUGCUAUCAUCUCGGUAAUCGCGACGAGCGAGGAUCUGCGGGAAAUGGGCCUCGAGGAC